UGUUGCCCGUGUGCGCCUGAGCGUUGAAUUCUAGUUGGUUUACCGCCAACCAUGCAAAUGACUGCAAUGAAAAUGCUACAAUCGGCGAGUAAAACUGAACGAGUGACCGCCGUGUUGUGUGUGCUCUCACGGAAACGAAUGCUACAGUUCAGCAGCACGACGCCUCUGAUGCACACUUUCGCGCAAAACACCGUCCAGUAUAAUCCCGGGCACACGUGAUCAGCAAAUCGCCGCCGUAACAAUAUUUCUCAUCUGCAGCAGCAGCAACAACAACAAAAAAAUCUUAGCUUGUUUUUGUCCGAAAAGACAUAGCUAAUCCAACAGCAGUUGUGUUGCUACAUUUUGAUAGUAUCUUCUCUCAUCUCAACGUCUGCAGAGGCCGAGCGCUCGCGCACCUGUCAACUUUCUCCCCUCGCGCUGGUUUGGUGGAAUACACAAAAGCGCAGUUGAUAGAGCGGAGAGGUCCGAAUUAAUGGGCUUGCGGUUUGUUUGGAUUUCUUCACUACCCUCUGCCUGUCGCACACACUUGCGCUGCCAGUUCAAAGUGUCUCGUUUUCAACCGCCUCCCACAGCCGCCUUGGAGCCAAACCUUGCAGGAGGAGGCAUAAUAUUGAAAAGGAUCAAAUGUCGAAGAAACGGAAAAGUCCUGAUGAUGAAGGAGGCUUCGCAAACGCCGAGGGCUCUCCGCGCGCGGGCGCAAGUGAACAAGGUCUGACGGAUGAGAAGGUCAAGGCCUACCUUUCACUGCACCCGCAGAUGCUGGAAGAGUUUGUGUCGGAGAGUGUGAGCGCCGAGACCAUCAGCCGAUGGCUCCAGAGGAAGAACAGCACCAGGCUAGUCGAUGAAUCAUCCACAAAAGAAGUCAGCAGGCAGUACCAGGACAGCAAUAUGCAGGGCGUGGUGUAUGAACUCAACAGCUACAUGGAGCAGCGGCUGGACACUGGAGGGGACAACAAGCUCCUACUCUACGAAUUGUGCAACAUCAUCAAAACUGCCACGAAAGCCGAUGGAUUUGCACUUUACUUUCUGGGAGAAUGCAACAAUAGUUUAUGUUUGUUCACCCCGACGGGGGCAAAGGAGGGGCUUCCAGGGCUCAUCCCCUCUGGCCCCAUCGCAUUCGGCACGACCAUCGCCGCUCACGUUGCCAAGACACGCAAGACACUGCUGGUGGAGGACAUAAUGGGGGACGAACGGUUCCCCCACGGCACAGGGCAGGACUCAGGGAGCCAUGUGCACUCUGUUCUGUGUUUACCCAUCCUCACCGCCAUUGGAGAUCUCAUCGCCAUCCUGGAGCUGCACCGGCAGUGGGGCAAGGAUCCCUUCAACCUCAGCCACCAGGAGGUUGCAACAGCAAAUUUAGCUUGGGCUUCUGUGGCUAUUCACCAAGUGCAGGUAUGCAGAGGCCUGGCCAAACAGACUGAGCUCAAUGACUUCCUGCUGGACGUGUCAAAAACAUACUUCGAUAACAUUGUGGCAAUAGAUUCCCUACUUGAACAUAUUAUGAUAUAUGCAAAAAACCUGGUGAAUGCAGACCGAUGCGCGCUCUUCCAGGUGGAUCACAAUAACAAAGAACUGUACUCAGAUCUCUUUGACAUCGGGGAGGAAAAUGAAGGGAAACCAGUCUUUAGGAAGACCAAAGAAAUUAGGUUUUCUAUAGAAAAAGGAAUAGCGGGCCAAGUGGCGAGAACAGGAGAGGUUCUGAAUAUUCCAGACGCCUAUGCAGACCCUCGCUUCAACAGAGAUGUGGACCUCUACACUGGCUACACCACCCGGAACAUUCUAUGCAUGCCUAUCGUGAGCCGGGGCACUGUAAUAGGUGUCGUACAGAUGGUGAACAAACUCAACGGAAGUGCCUUCACUAAAACCGACGAGAACAACUUUAAAAUGUUUGCUGUCUUUUGUGCACUGGCCUUACACUGUGCAAAUAUGUAUCACCGGAUCAGACAUUCGGAGUGCAUCUACAGAGUGACGAUGGAGAAGCUCUCGUACCACAGCAUCUGCACCUCGGAGGAGUGGAAGACGCUCACGCAGCUGUCCCUGCCGGCACCCAUGUACAAGGAGAUUGAGAUGUUCCACUUUGACAUCAGUCCCUUCGAGGAACUCUGGCCAGCUGUCUUCGUGUACAUGGUUCACAGCUCCUGCGGGAAGAACAGCUUUGAGCUGGAGAAGCUGUGUCGCUUCACCAUGUCGGUGCGGAAGAACUACCGGCGUGUUCCCUACCACAACUGGAAGCACGCGGUGACGGUGGCACACUGCAUGUACGCCAUCCUGCAGAAGAACUCCGGAAUCUUCACUGAGCUAGAGAGGAAGGGUCUGCUGGUGGCCUGUCUGUGUCACGACCUGGACCACAGGGGCUACAGUAACAGCUAUCUGCAGAAGUUUGACCACCCACUGGCUGCCCUGUACUCCACAUCCACAAUGGAGCAGCACCACUUCUCCCAGACUGUGUCCAUCCUGCAGCUGGAAGGGCACAAUAUUUUCUCCAACCUCACCUCCAGUGAGUACGAGCAGGUGCUGGAGAUCAUCCGCAAAGCCAUCAUCGCUACCGACCUGGCCCUGUACUUCGGCAACCGCAAGCAGCUGGUGGAGCUGCUGACCACAGGAGCACUGGACUUCAACAAUCACGCGCACAGGGACCGUGUGAUUGGUCUGAUGAUGACAGCGUGUGACCUCUGCUCCGUCACUAAGCUGUGGCCAGUCACACGACUCACAGCUAAUGACAUCUAUGCUGAAUUCUGGGCUGAGGGGGAUGAGAUGAAGAAGAUUGGCAUACAGCCUAUUCCAAUGAUGGACCGGGACAAGAAAAAUGAGGUGCCCCAAGGACAGGUGGGCUUCUAUAAUGCCGUGGCGAUCCCCUGCUAUACCACCCUUUCUGAGCUCUUUCCCCCGUCCACGCCCCUCCUCCAUGCCUGCAGGGAAAACCUCAGCCAAUGGGAGAGGAUUGUGAGAGGAGAGGAAACGACGUGGGCUCCGCCCGAGACCCCAGAGUCCAGCGAGACCGCAGACACUGGCCCUGUGAAGGUGGACAACUGA
Messenger RNA from Megalops cyprinoides (Indo-Pacific tarpon), 3033 nucleotides. RefSeq names its product phosphodiesterase 10A (gene pde10a). The coding region runs from base 625 to 3033 and encodes 802 amino acids. Gene Ontology annotation, biological process: negative regulation of receptor guanylyl cyclase signaling pathway; signal transduction. The record is from RefSeq and is a predicted model, not a curated record. Gene Ontology annotation, molecular function: 3',5'-cGMP-stimulated cyclic-nucleotide phosphodiesterase activity; protein binding. The transcript has 22 exons. Lineage: Eukaryota; Metazoa; Chordata; Actinopteri; Elopiformes; Megalopidae.